AUGGUACAGGCUACGGAGGAGUCGACACUGUCGCCUGAGCGCUUCCUGGAGCUUCUCCAGGCGGCAGCUCACCCGACGGAGUCUGACCUGCCCUCCGAAACGCUCGCGGAGUCUCUCGGCAUCUCGGCCCUGCCAACGGGACAGGAAGCCAUCGACCUCGUCAAGAAGGACGUCCUUUCACCGCCGAAAGACCUCGCAGGUCCGGAUCUCUGGAGAUGGCAAGCCCCGCUUCCGUGUCCCGUUCCGCUUCCAGCUCUUCCUCUCGACACGCGACCGCCAACGCACAUGGUCGCCCCGAGCUUCAAGGGCAUUGAUGGGACGUUCACGAAAUGGCGCGACGCCCUCGCUCCCAAACCCCCGGCGCAUCCGAGUCUCAGCUCUAGUAUGCAGCGUGAACCUGCUGCUGCCCAGAACUUUGUUCGCGGUAAGAGCACGAAUGCUCCUUUCUUGCCCGGCGGUCUCGAGCCGGCCAUCACGUACGAGGAAGCAGAAGAAGAGCUUGAGGAGGAAGACGGCUGGAAGACCAGAGCUCCCGGUUUCCGACGCGGUGUCCAGCUGGAGGGAGACCAGAACAUGACGACCAAGGCGAAGCGAAAGACACGCGGCGGCGACGAUCCCUCCCUUCAAGUUUCAAGACUUGGCGACGACGAGACGACUGAGCCUGGAGAGCGCGCCCUGGUUCCCGCGGCCAAAAAUGUCGAUGAUCUGCUCCCGAUCGGUCGCCUGCCAGCGCCGCCGCCUGCUAGGAAGCAGUUUGAGAAGGUCGCUGGCAAACAGGAAUGGGCUCACGUGGUUGAUGUCAACAAGGAGCUCGUCAAUUUCCACGAGCUCGUUCCGGAGAUGGCCAGACAGUACCCCUUCGAACUCGACAACUUCCAGAAGGAGGCGGUCUACCGUCUGGAGAUGGGUGACAGCGUGUUCGUCGCUGCGCACACAUCGGCGGGUAAGACGGUGGUCGCGGAGGCGAUCUACACCUCUCCCAUUAAGGCCCUGUCUAACCAGAAGUUCCGAGACUUCAAACAGACCUUCGACCCGUCAACCGUCGGUAUUCUGACGGGUGAUGUCCAGAUCAACCCUGAGGGAAGCUGUCUGAUCAUGACUACGGAGAUUCUUCGGAGCAUGCUCUACAAGGGAGCCGACCUCAUUCGCGACGUUGAGUUCGUCAUUUUCGACGAGGUGCAUUACGUCAACGAUGCUGAGCGAGGAGUUGUCUGGGAGGAAGUCAUCAUUAUGCUUCCGGAGCAUGUUAACAUCAUUCUCCUGUCGGCGACGGUCCCGAACACGAAGGAGUUCGCGGACUGGGUUGGACGGACAAAGCGGAAGAAUAUCUACGUCAUCUCGACCCCCAUGCGACCUGUCCCCCUCGAGCACUAUCUCUGGGCAGGAAAGGAGAUCCACAAGAUUGUCGAUUCGAAAGGACAGUUCCUCGGCUCUGGCUACAAGUCUGCGGGAGAUGCCCUCCGAAGAAAGCAGGACAAGGAGCGAGAGGCUGCCGGUCUUCCUCCUCUCACCCGGACGGGCGGUCGAGGAGGGGCUCCUGUCAAAGCGAGAGAUCUGCCAACAGGCCGCUCUGCUCCGUUCUCCCGCGUGGGCGGAGGUCGCAGUCACACGAACCGAGGAGGUGGUCAGGGAGCACCUGCGCCCGCCAAUGGCGGUCGUGGCGGCGGUGGCGGUGGUCGAGGAGGUCGUGGAGGUGGCCGGCCCGGCGGUCGUGGACAGCUCGACCAGAACGUUUGGACGCAUCUUAUUGCUUAUCUUCGCAAGAACCAUCUGCUGCCCGUGGUCAACUUCGUUUUCAGCAAGAAGCGCUGUGAGGAGUACGCUCAGACGCUGUCGACAACAGAUCUGUGUGACUCAAAGGAGAAGAGCGAAGUCCAUGUGACGUGGGAGAGGGCUCUCACGAGACUGAAGGAGGUUGUUGAAAUCCUCUUCGCCCGCGGCUUGGUGAAGGUGCUCUUUGCCACUGAGACGUUCGCCAUGGGUGUCAACAUGCCAGCGAAGAGUGUGGUAUUCUCAGGCAUCCGCAAGCACGACGGAACGACGUUCCGAAACCUGCUCCCUGGAGAGUACACGCAGAUGGCCGGUCGUGCUGGUCGUCGUGGUCUCGACACCACUGGUACCGUCAUCAUUCUGAACGGAGGCGAUGAGUUGCCUGCUCAGCAGGAACUGCAGGAGAUGAUGCUCGGCGUGCCGAACCGCCUCACUUCUCAGUUCCGCCUGACGUACAACAUGAUCCUGAAUCUUCUACGAGUAGAAGCUCUGCGUGUCGAAGAGAUGAUUAAGCGAUCGUUCUCAGAAAACGCGGCCCAGAAGCUGGCCCCGGAGCAACAAAAGCAGAUCGAGAAGAUCCUCGCCAAGCUGCCGAACGUUGAGUGCCCGACUUGCAAGCCGGACAUCGAGGCGUACUACGACUUGUCGGCUGAGAUUGUGCGCGUCAACACCUCCAUGAUGAACCAGGCCGCUUGGGCUCCUGGCAAGCACCUUGUUCCCGGCCGUAUCGUCCUGAUUCGCGAUGCUCGUUUCCCUGGCAACGUCGCCAUCAUUCUACGCAAUGCCCCGUCCGUUGUUCGCGAGGGUGUGAAGAGCGACGCCCGAGCCUACCACGUCCUCAUCCUCGCCACGAAGCAGCAGAUUGCCGACGCUUCUAAGCCUGAGCUGAAGGACUCGGAGCUUGCGCCCCGCUGGCCGCCUGUGCUGUCACCCAGUACCGCGCAGAACCCGCGCUACUGGCUGACUGCCAUCGAGAGCUCGUCCAUCGGCUUCGUGACCGACCGCCUGUUGAAGGUUGACGUCAAUGGUAUCCUGGACAAGCGCCAGAAGGAGCCGGCGCUGAAGGCGAUGAACGAGCUCGUCAAGGUGCAGGAGGACAUCACCUCGGGCGGAGAGCUCAACGAGGUCGACUGGGCGAGACUCAGCAAGCUGGAGUUCCAGGAGCAGUUGCGCAACCGCAUUUCCCUCGCCGACCGUGUGUCCAAGCUAGGUUGCCAGUUGUGCAAGAACUUCGAGGAGGACAACCUGGAGCUGCUGCCCGACUACGAGUCUCGUGUCGAGGUGCUGAAAGAGCUCUCAUUCAUCGACGAGAACUCGACCGUUCUGCUCAAGGGCCGAGUAGCGUGCGAGAUCAACUCUGCUCCAGAGCUCAUCCUGACCGAGCUCAUCCUCGACAACAUUCUCGCGGACUACACGCCAGAAGAGGCGGUCGCGCUUCUGUCCGUCUUCGUCUUCGUAGAGAAGACGGAGAGCGUGCCCGAAAUCCCGCCUCGCAUCGCACAGGGUUUGGACACGAUCUACGCCAUUGCGGAUAACGUCGAGAACUGCCAGCUGCGUCGGAACGUGGUCUUCGACGACUUCCGUGAGAAGUACAAGCCUGGUCUUGUCGAGGUCGUCUACGAGUGGGCACGCGGCAUGCCCUUCAGCGAGAUCACGAACUUGACGGAUGUGCCCGAGGGCACGAUUGUGCGCGUCAUCACGCGCCUGGACGAGACGUGUCGCGAGGUGCGCGACGCAGCUCGCGUUAUCGGCGACGCGGAGCUGUUCCAGAAGAUGGAGGAGGCACAAGCGCUCAUCAAGCGCGACAUUGUGUUUGCCGCAAGCUUGUAUCUUUAA
Trichosporon asahii var. asahii CBS 2479 is the source of this 3606-nucleotide messenger RNA. RefSeq lists its product as uncharacterized. The coding region runs from base 1 to 3606 and encodes 1201 amino acids. The record is from RefSeq and is a predicted model, not a curated record. Gene Ontology annotation, cellular component: Ski complex. The transcript is spliced from 7 exons. Gene Ontology annotation, biological process: nuclear-transcribed mRNA catabolic process, 3'-5' exonucleolytic nonsense-mediated decay. Gene Ontology annotation, molecular function: ATP binding; RNA helicase activity; RNA binding. NCBI's taxonomy places the organism in Eukaryota, Fungi, Basidiomycota, Tremellomycetes, Trichosporonales, Trichosporonaceae.